This is a messenger RNA of Nannizzia gypsea CBS 118893, 2100 nucleotides long. Its product is annotated as LEC14B protein. Lineage: Eukaryota; Fungi; Ascomycota; Eurotiomycetes; Onygenales; Arthrodermataceae. Bases 1 to 2100 code for a protein of 699 amino acids. The record is from RefSeq and is a predicted model, not a curated record. Gene Ontology annotation, molecular function: protein binding. Gene Ontology annotation, cellular component: Cul4-RING E3 ubiquitin ligase complex. The transcript is spliced from 4 exons. Gene Ontology annotation, biological process: proteasome-mediated ubiquitin-dependent protein catabolic process.
AUGUCUGGUCGUCCCCCAAGCCGCCAGGAAGCGGCGUUCCCUGCGGAGCCAGGCUCCAUAUACCAUCUAGCCCACGAAUGGGGCAGCGUUGAUGCAAUUGGGAAUAGAGAGAGCCCGGUUGAUGCAGGCUCUAGCAACACUGAUCAUUGGGGUUCAUUGACUGGAGAUCUGGAUGAUAUGGAUCACGAUGGUGAAGAUGAUGACGACGAUGAUUACGACGGUGAAGAGGAAGAGGAAGAGGAAGAGGACGAUGACAAUCACGAUAUCGAUGAUAGUGAUGAUGACCACAAUGUAGAACUUCAAUUUUCCGUCCAUCAGGCGCAAGAUGGCACGACAGCGGCAACGGGGGAAGGCCAGCCUGAUAGUCCAGACCGCGUAAGAAGUAUGGGCAGCAAUAUCUCCCUCGCGUGGAAUCUUCAAAUCUCUUUCCCUUUUGGCUUGCUGAUAGGAUUGGUGUUAGUAACCACUGCGCAACUGUUCCGCCUGCUUGGAGCCACCGAGCUUCAUCGUAUUCUACAAGGUCAUGGAGUUCUGCGCUCGCGAUCAAGGGAAAAUGGCCAAGGCUAUGACAUUUUUGGUGUACAAGCCACCCGUCGCAUCAGAAGAACAGGACCCAGUAAAUACCCGAAACCUCCAAGCCAGGCAGGGAGAGAACUCAUGAUUUCCGGGGACUAUGGUAGUAAUCCGUACUACGUCGACAGGUUGAAGGGUCGAAAGCAGAAGCUGGCAACAAGUCUGAUGUAUAGAGAGCUGGGGGCAGGGCCACGAGGGACCGAAAUUAGAUCCUCUCGUGAACUAUCCCAGGGCCUAAUUCCUGGUACCUCUGCUGAUACCAUCAUUCAUUACGAGAAUCCUUGUUACUCGGGCCAGUUCUCUGAUGAUGGGAACUUUUUCUUCGUGACUUCUCAAGACUUCAAUGUCCGGAUGUAUGAUACCUCCAACCCAUACAUCUGGCAACAUUACAAGACAGUGGAAUACCCCUUCGGACAGUGGACGAUAACAGAUGCGACACUGAGCCCGGACAACAAAUUUCUGGCAUAUAGUUCGAUAAGAAACAUCGUUUGCCUAGCAGGGACGGACCCUUCAUCGUCAACAGAUCCUAUCCUUUUGAGUUUUGAACAUGGGCCGCGGGGUGCUGCGCUUAACUCCGUUUUUGGCACCCGUUUUGGGAUAUGGUCGGUCCGCUUCUCUGGCGAUGGCCGAGAGAUAGUAGCUGGAACUUCUGGUCACUCGGUCCUUGUUUACGAUCUAGAGACGCAACAAACAACCCUUCAGCUCCGCAAACAUUCAGACGACGUCAACGCUGUUUGUUACGGAGACAAAAUGUCACCUCAUAUCCUGUACUCGGGCUCCGACGAUUCCACCAUACGCGUGUGGGACCGUCGAUCAAUGGCAGAUGGCCGAGAAGCUGGUGUCUUCGUUGGCCACACAGAAGGUAUAACCUUUGUUGACAGCAAAGGAGAUGGCCGAUAUGUGCUAUCGAACAGUAAAGACCAGACCAUGAAGCUAUGGGACUUGAGAAAGAUGAUGACAACAACUAAAUUUGAUGGAAUGAGCCAUAUCAGAUAUUCAACGGGUUUUGACUAUCGAUUCAGUCCGUUCCUUGAAUCCGAUUAUACCCCCCAUCCCCAUGACUGCUCCGUUGUUACAUUUCAUGGUCACGGCGUACUUCGGACUCUGAUUCGUUGCCACUUUUCACCUUCGGGAAGCACAGACUCCAGAUACGUAUACACGGGAAGCCAUGAUGGGAAGGUAUACAUUUAUAAUCUAGAUGCCACUUUAGCCAAGGUGAUCGAUGUCGGAGGAACCACCCGGCACUCGUGGUCGCCUAGAGGCACUCCUCGCUCCUAUGACGUAGAUCCCAAGGAGAUUAAAACUUGUGUGAGAGAUGUCAGUUGGCAUCCCAACGCCCCGGUAAUAGCAGCUACCUCGUGGAAUGGCUUGGGUAUGUCGGAAGGAACAUGCACAGUUCACUCGUGGACGGACGAUGCAGAGGACGAUGAAGGGCUUCCUUCAAUGGGUUGGCAUUUGGAAUCCGAACUUCAGCUGCCAACAGGCCAGGAUUCGGUUGUUCUAGGCUCUGACUUUGAUGACUAUUGA